CGCGCGCUCCUUUUGUCCGCCGGGAAAUUCCGGCGCUCGCGUUGCCCAAGCGGGGGACCACCGGGCCGGGCGUGCUCCCCCCGUCCGGAAAUGCCGGGCCUUCGACCCGGAGGGGAAGGACCCAGAUUUCCCGGAAGGCAGCGCCUCCCCUUGGCCCCAGCCGGGCGCUAUAAGACGCCCCACGCGCUGGGUCGCGGCCCCAGUCUGCGCCGCGCAGGGGUCCCCGCUCGCCCGCACCUCGCCAUGAGCCCCCGCGCCCCCCGCUCCUCGCUGCCCGCGCUCCUGGCGCUGCUCGCGGCUCUGCUGCCAGGCCCUGGAGGUGCCACGCUGACCGUGUUCCCCCAGGAGGCCACGAUCCUGAGGGGCAGCAGCCUGGAGGUGAACUGCAGCGACUCCUGCUCCUCGCUGGGCCUGGAGACGCCGCUGAGCAAGCAGGAGGUGGCCCACGGCGCCACGUGGAAGACGUUUCUGCUGAGUGACGUGCAGGAGGACAGCGGGCCCAUAUGCUUCUCCAACUGCGGCAAACAGGACUCGCAACGCGUGUCCAUCACUGUGUACUGGUUCCCAGAGACUGUCACCCUGGCAUCGCUACCCUCCUGGCAGCCCGUGGGCCAAAACUUCACUCUGAGAUGCGAGGUAGCGGGAGGGGCGCCCCGGUCCAACCUCACAGCGGUGCUGCUCCGCGGGGAUGAGGAGCUGAGCCGGCAGCCUGUGCCAGGGGUUCCCGCUGACGUGGUGGAGGUCACGGCCACGGUGCAGGCGCGCCGCGAGGACCACGGCGCCAAUUUCUCGUGCCGCACGGAACUGGACCUGCGCCCCGUAGGGCUGGGACUGUUCGAGAACAGCUCAGUCCCCAGGCAGCUGCAAACCUUCGUCCUGCCCGAGACCCUCCCGAGCCUUGAAGCUCCCACGCUCGUGGAAGUGGGCACGGAGUGGCGAGUAGCCUGCACCCUGGACGGGCUGUUCCCAGUGUCGGAGGCUGGGGUGGAACUGGUGCUGGGCGAUGUCCAGUUGCCUACCAUGACCACGUACCACGAAGACUUUAUCUCGGCGCGGGCCCUAGUAGAGGCAGCCGAGGAGGGGGAGCAGCAGCUGAAAUGUACACUGACGCUGGGCACAGAGGUGCGGCAGCACUCCAAGACCUUGAGGUUCUACAGUUUCCGGACUCCCAACCUGACCCUGAACCCGCCAGAGGUCACCGAAGGGACCUCGGUGACCGUGGAGUGCGAGGCCCAGCCCGGAACACUGGUGACGCUGAACGGCGUCUCAUAUGGCAACCGGAGUGCCCAACGCACGUUCAACGCCAGCGCAGAGGACCACGGGCGGGCCUUCUCCUGUUCUGCCCAGCUGGAGGUCGCUGGGCAGUGGCUACAGAAGAACCAGACGCGGAGGCUGAACGUCCUGUACGGCCCCUUUCUGGACCCCAGCGAUUGCCCACGGAACUGGACCUUGGACGAAGGUUCCCAUCAGACCCUGAGGUGCCAGCCCCGGGGGAACCCGAACCCCCAGCUGGAGUGUCUCCGGAAGGAAGACAAGUCUCCGCUGCCCAUUGGGGACCUCAGGCCUGUCAAGGAGGACAUCCAAGGCACCUACGUAUGCCGAGCCAGCAGCUCCCAGGGCAUGAUCACCACGGAAGUGGUCCUGACUGUGAUCUCGAAACCUAGGAAUCACGUACCCAUCAUCAUCACCUUGACAGUGCUGGCAUUCCUGGCCACUGUGGCCACAAUAGCAUACUGGGUUAACCGGCAGCGGAAGAUCAGGGAAUACAAGCUCCAGAAGGCCCAGAACGGGGCAGCCUUGAAGCAGAAAUUGGCGGCCACACCCCCCUGAGCCCGCCCAGGGACGGCUGCCCGCUUAGCCCCCACCACGGUGGCCCGGAACUGAAAUGAACAGUAGAGGACAGACACAGAUACAACCCCUUCCCUAAGAUCUCCGGGGACAGGAGAGAGACCUUCGUGGAAACGCAGACAACACCUGGGACCACAGAAAGGACCCCUAGACUUCACACCCACUGCCACCCCAGGAUUGGGCCAAGAGAAGGGGACAGGACUUAGGGGUGACCAAAUCACACCUGGCCAGUGACACAUCGGGGAGCCAUAUGCCUCCAAUAAUGGGGACUCCCCUGGCAGGCAAGCGAGUAGAUUGCGACCCAUUCCUCUUACGUGUGCCCGGGUCCUUCGGGUUUAAGGAAAUGGCUCCAGGCCAGUCCAGGCAGUACCAAAAUACAAAUUCCUGUCCUUCGUCUUGACUGAUGCCUGCUGUUCCCUCUCUCUGACUCCCGAUGACAUAUUUAUUCGUUUGUUCUUUUCCUAGCUAUUUAUUGUCUUUGGUAUGGGCUAGCACAGUCAACAGGAGGAACUUAGCUUCCUUCCCCUGGUCUAAUCUCAUUCUGGGUUGUCAGGCACAGUGGUCCAGGCUGUGCACCGCACAAGGUGACAGGCCCAAAGAUGGUGGGGCUGGAAUUCCCAUGGUUGGCCCAGCUGCUACGCUUCAGGAGCUGAGCCAUGGUGACAUGGUUGAGCUGGUGACAUCUGGAGAUGAACUGCUGGGCUCUAAUUCUCCCCCAGACCCCCAGGACACCAGCGCACCACCCAGAUACAUCUCUGCUAGUGUUCUGAUUUUUUAAAAAAUCCAUUUCAAUUUUUGGUUUUUGGGCCACACCUGGAGGUGCUCAGAGCUGACUCCUCCUGGCUCUGUGCUCGGGAUCACCCCUGGCGGGCUAGGGGGACCCUGCAGGGUACCUGAGCUAGAACCUGGGUUGCCUGCUUUGAAGGUGACCAAUCAGGCCUUCUGCAUAUGCUCUUGAUGACAGUCGGGGCAGGAUUUUCCUCUCUGCUUUUUUUUUUUUUUGGCUUCGGGGCCAUACCUGGCAGUACUCCGAGGGGCUGCUUAUGGCUCUACUUGGACCCUAUGCCAAGGAUUGGACCCCGUUCUGCCACCACACAGUAUGUGAGCCUUUAUCCCUGUCCACUCCCGGGGCCACCAAGCUGCAGAGUCUCAGGAAAGGGUCCCCAGUCCCUGCCUUGACCCACAGACGGGCGGACGGACUUACACCUCCUGGAAUCACACCAGAAUACUCAGGCUGUUCCCUAAUGCUGGCAUGAUGAAGGCCCCGCGGAAGGGGAGGAAGAGAGUCUGGAGAGGUCCGCCCUGCGCCGGAAACCUCGCCUUUGUGCGCCUGCACCCCCGCCCUGGCGCGCUUUGGAAGCGCCUGUGGCCCCAGCUGCAACCCUUCUGCCCCCCACUUCCUCUCACAAACAGAGGCUGCUGGCCAAGGCCAGCCCCGAGGCUUGAGCCAAAAUCCCGAGCUGGUGAGCAGCUUUUUCGUGAAAAUUAAAACUUUCUACAAAGAC
Sorex fumeus (smoky shrew) is the source of this 3353-nucleotide messenger RNA. RefSeq names its product intercellular adhesion molecule 1 (gene ICAM1). The record is from RefSeq and is a predicted model, not a curated record. Bases 91 to 1830 code for a protein of 579 amino acids. The transcript is spliced from 7 exons. Lineage: Eukaryota; Metazoa; Chordata; Mammalia; Eulipotyphla; Soricidae. Gene Ontology annotation, biological process: cell-cell adhesion. Gene Ontology annotation, molecular function: integrin binding. Gene Ontology annotation, cellular component: membrane.